Spinacia oleracea (spinach) is the source of this 1402-nucleotide messenger RNA. Its product is annotated as spermidine coumaroyl-CoA acyltransferase. The record is from RefSeq and is a predicted model, not a curated record. The transcript is spliced from 3 exons. NCBI's taxonomy places the organism in Eukaryota, Viridiplantae, Streptophyta, Magnoliopsida, Caryophyllales, Amaranthaceae. Bases 17 to 1381 code for a protein of 454 amino acids.
CAAAACCACCAAAACAAUGGAAGUAAUUAUCCAAGAAACUACCACCCUAUACCCUUCCAACCCUCCCUUCAACCACCCCCACACCCUCCCUCUCUCUCACCUCGACACCGAUCUCAACCUCCAUGUCACCUUCCGCUACUUCCGUGUCUAUGCUAAUCAAUCUCAACACCAACCCGACCCAUUUAACGUUAUAACUGCCGCAAUAGGGACCACCCUUGGUCCCUACUACCCUCUCACAGGCACCAUUCGACCUGUCAUUGGUGGCCGGUUCGAGUUGCAUUGCACCCCGGGAAAAGGCCUUCCUAUCAUAAGGGCCUCCAUGGACUGCUCCCUGGAGUCCCUUAAUUACUUGGAGGACCCCGAUGACACGCUUGCCGAACAUCUUGUUCCGAACCCGGAUUCGGCUGAAGCAAUGGAGCAUCCCAUGAUUUUACAAAUUACUUUGUUUAAGUGUGGAGGGUAUGUUCUUGGGUCAGCGGUCCAUAACAUGUUGUGUGAUGGGUUAGGGGCCUCCGAGUUCUUUAAUGGGGUGGCUGAGUUGGCUCGUGGGGCAACUGACAUAAUUCCUUCAGCAACUCGGCUAACGGUUGAACCAGUUUGGGAUCGAGCUACUUUGCUUGGUACAAGAGAACCAUCGCGUGUCGAGUUUCCGUUCGAAGAGUUUUUGAGUUUGGAUAAGGGGUUUUCACCUUAUUUGCAAAAUGUUGGACCGACCAUUAGGGUAUGUUUCCCGGUGUUGGAGAAGUGGUUGGACGGGUUUAAGGAGUACUUAUUCGAGCGGUCGGGUUCGCGGUUUACCACUUUUGAAGCCCUGGGUGCUUUCAUAUGGAGAGCAAGGGUGAAAGCAUCAAAUAUUCCAAAGGACAAAAAAGUGAAGUUUGCAUACUUGAUGAACAUAAGAAAGCUAGUGAAUCCACCUCUACCUAGGGGAUAUUGGGGCAAUGGCUGCAUACAAAUGUACGUUCAACUCACUGCCGGAGAACUAACCCAACGGCCCAUUUGGGAGACGGCCACCUUAAUAAAAAAUAGCAAAUUCAACGCGACAGACGAAUACGUGAAAUCGUACAUCGACUUCCAGAACGAGAACUACGAGAAGGGUAUAACAGCGGGAGAGGGGGUGAGUGGGUUCACUGAUUGGAGACACCUUGGUCAUUCUAAGGUUGAUUUCGGCUCGGGCGGUCCAGUUACGGUGUACCCUCUCUCCAAGCAUUUCCUAGGGAGUGUUGAGCCAUGCUACUUCUUGCCUUAUUCUUCGUCUGAUAAGGAGAAGAAAGAUGGACAUGGGUUUAAGGUUUUGGUUUGCUUGAGAGAAUCUGCUAAAGAUGGGUUUACAGCUGAAAUGGAUAAGUUUAGUAGAUUAGAGUUUGAUUAUUUUUGCUGAUUAUUGUAAGGUUAUACUUGA